AUGAAACUCCCUUGGAAAAGGCUGGUACGCUUCGUUGGCGUGGACGGGAGCUCGUAUUACGGCGAGCCGGACAUCACCAAUGUUGAAAAUCUGGUGGAUCUGUAUCGUGCAGGCAAACUCAACGCAUACCCUCUUGAUGGCGAUAUCUUCGAUGGAAGUGCUACGUUGAGCACCCAUUCAAUCAAGGUCGAAAAGCUGUUGGGUCCACUCGAGGCAUCUCAAGUUCCAGCAGUCAAGGGAAUCGGACUGAAUUACGUCAGUCAUAUUAAGGAGGCAGGCCGAACGACGCCGACGUAUCCAAUGUUCUUCAUCAAGGGAUCAAAGAGUGUCAACGACUGGGGUGCCCCAAUACCGAUCCCUAAAGUGGCACAGCAAGAACAGUGUGACUAUGAAGGAGAGAUGUGUUUUGUCAUCGGUCGCGAAGGGAAAGAUAUUCCAAAAGCUGAAGCCUUGAACUACGUUGCAGGAUACAUGACGGGAAAUGAUAUGUCGGCACGAACAUGGCAGAGGAAUCCUAAGUUUGCUGGCCCUGUCCCUCAGUUCAACUUCAGCAAAGGAUUCGACAAGUACGCGCCUCUGGGACCGCUGUUGGUAUCUACAGAGCUGCUUGGCGACGCAAGCAAUCUCGACCUUGAGACGCGAGUCAACGGCGAGCUCAGACAAAGUUCGAAUACAUCAGACCUGCUAUUUGAUGUGCCCACCCUCGUCGAGUUUCUCAGUCAAGGGACCACGCUGGAGAAAGGCACAGUCGUCAUGACUGGAACUCCCCGGGGCGUAGGGAUGGGCAUGAAUCCCCCUGUAUGGUUGAAGCACGGUGAUACCGUCGAAGUCACUGUUGGCGGGCUUGGUACUCUUGCGAAUAGCAUCGUCUUCGAGUGA
Molecule: messenger RNA, 879 nt
Organism: Zasmidium cellare ATCC 36951
Lineage: Eukaryota; Fungi; Ascomycota; Dothideomycetes; Mycosphaerellales; Mycosphaerellaceae
Exons: 2
Coding region: 1-879 (292 amino acids)
Molecular function (GO): catalytic activity
Source: RefSeq, a predicted model, not a curated record